GCAGCCGGGCGGCCCAGCCACUGGACGAAGAGGACGAAGUACAGCCACCGAAGAGGGCCAACAUUUGCCACGGCGACCAGAGCCACAGCUUCAGCAGCACCGCCGACCACCGCAGGGGCGACCGCAGCAGCAACAACGCCGAGAACGGCGGCGGCAGCAGCGCCAGGAGCGGCGAGAAGUUGCAGCGGACGACCGCGGCCAGCAGCAGCACCACGAGCAACACAGCGGCGGCGACCAGCAGCCCCAAGAGCAGCAAGCACAGCCAGCAACACCACAGCGACCACUGGGGAAAAGCCCACAAGACCAGCAACACCACGCCAGCAGCACACAGCACCAAGACCAGCACCACG
Messenger RNA from Prorocentrum cordatum, 350 nucleotides. The record is from the annotation of a GenBank genome assembly. Lineage: Eukaryota; Dinophyceae; Prorocentrales; Prorocentraceae.